CAGAUUUCAGUUCAAAACGAGGCGUCGAGCUGUGCGGUUUAUUAAAAUAAAUUUGACCAAAAAGUGGGAUCCAAGAGAAGCAUAGUCAAAAACAUACAAAACUCUCUCAGUCCAAACACGCACACUCUUUGUUUGAAGCUCUCUCGCGCCACUCUCUCGAAUUGGACGACACGCUCAACACGUGGGCGCGUCUCGAAAAGAAAAUAUAAUCAUUUCGCUUUGGAAACGUGAUUAGUGCGAUAAGUUAUUGUUGUAUCCGAUCCGAAAGAUGUCGCAUCGCGUGUUGGUCAUUGGCAGCGGCGGCCGGGAGCACGCCAUUUGCUGGAAACUGUCGCAGUCCCCAAAGGUGGGCCAGAUCUUUGCCCUGCCUGGUAGCUACGGCAUAAAGCAGGUCGCCAAGUGCCAAAAUCUGGAGGCCAGGACCCUGGAUCCAAAGGAUUUCGAGGGGAUUGCCAUGUGGAGCAAGGAAAACAAGAUCACCCUCGUGGUCGUGGGCCCCGAAGAUCCUUUGGCUCUGGGCUUGGGGGAUGUUUUGCAAAAGGAAGGCGUGGCCUGCUUUGGGCCUGGAAAGCAAGGAGCCCAAAUCGAGGCGGAUAAAAAGUGGGCGAAGGACUUCAUGCUGCGCCAUGGCAUUCCGACGGCACGAUACGAGAGUUUCACCGAUACGGAAAAGGCCAAGGCGUUCAUAAGAAGUGCUUCCUACCAAGCUUUGGUGGUGAAAGCGGCCGGCUUGGCCGCCGGAAAGGGUGUAGUAGUGGCCGCUAAUGUGGACGAAGCCUGCCAAGCCGUCGACGAAAUUCUGGGAGACUUAAAAUAUGGUCAAGCAGGAGCGACGCUUGUGGUUGAGGAGCUGCUGGAGGGCGAGGAGAUAUCCGUUCUGGCCUUCACGGAUGGUAAGAGCGUACGCCCUAUGCUGCCUGCUCAGGAUCACAAGCGCCUAGGCAACGGGGACUCCGGACCGAACACCGGGGGAAUGGGCGCCUACUGCCCAUGCCCGUUGAUCAGUCAGCCGGCCCUGGAACUGGUCCAACGGGCAGUUCUGGAGAGGGCUGUCCAGGGUCUGAUCAAGGAGAGGAUUAACUAUCAGGGGGUCCUUUACGCGGGACUUAUGCUAACACGCGAUGGUCCUCGUGUUUUAGAGUUCAACUGUCGUUUUGGUGACCCAGAGACUCAGGUCAUCCUACCCCUACUCGAAACAGAUCUAUUCGAGGUAAUGGAGGCCUGCUGCAGCGGCCAGCUUGAGAAGCUACCUCUGCAAUGGCGAAGUGGGGUCAGUGCUGUUGGUGUGGUCCUGGCCAGUGCUGGUUAUCCGGAAACCUCUACCAAAGGAUGUGUUAUAACAGGCCUUCCCACUGAAAAUACGCCUACACAACUGAUAUUCCACAGUGGCUUGACCGUGAACCAAAAAAAUGAGUCCCUGACCAAUGGAGGACGUGUCCUGAUCGCUAUUGUCCUGGACGGAAGUCUGAAGGCCGCAGCAGCCAGGGCCACUAAAUUGGCCGGCAGCAUCAGUUUCUCCGGCAAGGGAGCUCAAUACAGAACGGACAUUGCCCAAAAGGCUUUUAAAAUAGCCACAGCCAAUCCCCCGAGCUUGAGCUACAAAGACAGCGGGGUGGACAUUGAUGCAGGGGACGCUCUGGUCCAGCGCAUCAAACCUCUGUCCCGUGGCACUCAGAGACCUGGCGUUCUCGGGGGUCUGGGUGGUUUCGGUGGACUGUUCCGCCUAAAGGAGCUUAGCUACAUGGAACCUGUAAUCGCCGAGGCAACGCAGGGAGUGGGUGCAAAGAUUCAUCUGGCCCUGCAGCAUGAGCUCUACGAGAACGUGGGCUAUGAUCUCUUUGCCUUGACUGCCAACGAUUUGCUAGAGGUGGGAGCCGAGCCAGUGGCGUUCCUGGACUAUAUUGCCUGUGGCAAAUUGCACGUUCCCUUGGCUGCCCAACUGGUCAAGGGAAUGGCCGAGGGAUGCCGGGAUGCGCGGUGCGCUUUAGUAGGUGGCGAAACAGCGGAGAUGCCUUCUCUCUACGCGCCUGGUCAACAUGACAUGGCUGGCUACUGUGUGGGAAUCGUCGAGCAGUCACGGAUUCUUCCCCGUUAUGAUCUUUACCAGCCAGGUGAUCUGCUCGUAGGACUUCCCUCAUCUGGCCUCCAUUGCGCCGGCUUUAACGAGAUACUUACCCAGUUGGUCGCCUUAAAAGUGAAUCUCAAGGAGCUUUCUCCGGUAGAAGGUGGAGAGGACGGCCUUUCGCUAGCUCAAGUCCUUGGUACACCCACCCGGCUGUAUGUGAAGGAGUUGUUGCCACAUCUACAGAAGGGAGAAGAGAUCAAGUCGUUGGUUCAAGUGACACAUGGUCUCAUUAAGGAUGUGCAGCGUCUCUUGCCUGAAGGGUUCGAGACAACGUUGGAUUUCGGUGCGGUUCCAGUGCCGAAGAUCUUUGGCUGGCUGGCGGGAAAGUUGAAGCUUAGUGCCCAGACAUUACUGGAGAAGCACAAUUGUGGCAUAGGAAUGGUGAUGAUCCUCCCACAAACUAGUCAGCUUUGGAGGACAUCCUUGCCGGGAGCCAAGGUAUUAGGUAUCCUACAAAAGGGGACAAAAUCCAGUGGUUCUCCAGUGCAAGUUCGGAACUUUGUGGAGCAAAUAAAAUCUGUAGCCUCGAAAUUCGGAGGUCUCGGUGAACGAAAACUGCCUGAGGAGCUAAAAGAACUGUCGGCGAAGAGCUUCGUGACGGCUCCUCGCUCUGAGUGCUUUGAGAAUGCCGCAGGCCGAAGACUAACUCGCGUUCCCAAUAACUAUAAGGAUCCGAUUCUCAUCCUGGGAACGGACGGCGUUGGAACCAAACUUAAAAUAGCUCAACAAACAAAUAGAAACUCUAGCGUGGGCAUUGAUCUAGUGGCCAUGUGCGUUAACGAUAUUCUCUGCAAUGGAGCCGAGCCCCUCACCUUCUCCAGCUACUAUGCUUGUGGUCAGUGGCAAGAGGAUUUGGCAAAGGAAGUGGAUGCUGGAGUCCAGGAGGGUUCCCGUCAAGCUAAUAGCAGCUUUAUUAGUUCGCACAGUGCAGCGGUACCGCUUCUUUAUGAGCCAAAGGUUUAUGACUUGGCAGGUUUUGCUCUGGGCAUUGCAGAACGCUCAGGAAUCCUGCCUCUCUUGGAUGCCAUUCAACCUGGUGAUGUGCUCAUCGGAUUGCCCUCUUCGGGAGUUCACAGCAACGGCUUUAGUUUGGUCCACGCGGUACUCAAACGCGCUGGUUUAGGACUCACCGACAAGGCGCCUUUCAGUGAAAAAACGCUGGGAGAUGAGCUGCUGGUGCCCACCAAGAUCUAUGUCCAGGCACUGGCCAUCCUUCUUACACGCCCAAAUCACGGUGUGAAGGCGCUGGCGCACAUAACUGGCGGAGGAUUAAGUGAGAAUAUUCCAAGGGUUUUGCGAAAGGAUUUGGCUGUUCGGUUGGAUGCCAACGAGUUUCAAUUGCCGCCCGUAUUUGCGUGGCUGGCCGCAGCCGGAAACAUCAGUUCUACAGAGCUACAACGCACUUACAACUGUGGAUUGGGACUGGUUCUUGUGGUUUCCCCCACCAAGGUCGAGGAUGUUCUUAAAGAGUUAAGGUAUCCGCAACGUGCUGCUAUCGUGGGAGAAGUGAUCGCCCGCAAAGAUCCUAAAAAGCCGCAGGUCGUGGUGGAAAACUUUGACGCUGCAGUGACGAGGACCCAGAAGCUUUUAUCUUUACCAAGGAAGCGAGUCGCUGUGCUUAUCUCGGGUACCGGCAGCAACCUCCAGGCACUCAUUAAUGCCUCACGGGACUCUGCCCAGGGAGUGCACGCGGAGAUUGUUCUGGUGAUUAGCAACAAGCCCGGCGUCCUUGGCCUAGAGCGCGCUGCUAAAGCGGGCAUACCUACACUAGUCAUUUCCCACAAAGACUUCGCCAACCGAGAGGUCUACGAUGCUGAGCUUUCGCGAAAUCUUAAGGCAGCUCGUGUAGACCUCGUUUGUCUUGCCGGAUUUAUGCGAAUCCUCAGCUCUCCAUUCGUCAAGGAAUGGCGUGGCCGUCUCAUCAACAUUCAUCCAUCAUUACUACCCAAAUACCCCGGUCUUCAUGUACAGCAACAAGCUCUGGAAGCGGGCGAAAAGGAGUCUGGCUGCACGGUUCACUUUGUGGAUGAGGGCGUGGAUACUGGCGCUAUUCUCGUCCAGGCUUCGGUACCAAUUUUGCCUGGCGACGAUGAGGAAGCUUUGACGCAGCGCAUCCACAAAGCCGAGCACUGGGCAUAUCCGAGAGCUCUGACACUGCUGGCCAAUGGAUCAGUUCGCCUGAGUCCGGAGGGAAAGUGCAUUGGCAGGGAUGGCCAGUAAAAAUGUUUAGUUCGUAAUAGUUUGUAAAAAGCCCUUCAGGGUUUUGCCCGGAUAUCACAGGGAUGAAUUUUUAUAUAUAUUUUGACAUUUUUAUUUUUUGUAUGAAAUUUUGUUUAAGACUGCACAUGAUUUUUAAAAAAUAUCAAUUAUUUACAAUA
Drosophila ananassae is the source of this 4503-nucleotide messenger RNA. RefSeq names its product trifunctional purine biosynthetic protein adenosine-3 (gene Gart). Gene Ontology annotation, biological process: 'de novo' IMP biosynthetic process; adenine biosynthetic process. NCBI's taxonomy places the organism in Eukaryota, Metazoa, Arthropoda, Insecta, Diptera, Drosophilidae. The transcript is spliced from 7 exons. Gene Ontology annotation, cellular component: cytosol. Gene Ontology annotation, molecular function: phosphoribosylglycinamide formyltransferase activity; phosphoribosylamine-glycine ligase activity; phosphoribosylformylglycinamidine cyclo-ligase activity. The record is from RefSeq and is a predicted model, not a curated record. The coding region runs from base 269 to 4345 and encodes 1358 amino acids.